Amborella trichopoda is the source of this 2193-nucleotide messenger RNA. RefSeq names its product DEAD-box ATP-dependent RNA helicase 6. Lineage: Eukaryota; Viridiplantae; Streptophyta; Magnoliopsida; Amborellales; Amborellaceae. The record is from RefSeq and is a predicted model, not a curated record. Gene Ontology annotation, molecular function: ATP binding; RNA helicase activity; nucleic acid binding.
UCUCUCUCUCUCUCUCUAUAUCUAUAUUACAGGCGUAAUCUUUCUCUAAAUUAGGGCUUCCAAUUUUGGCUACUGGUUUUUUUAGCUUCCGCGUGUUCUAGGUUUUGAUUUUGAGCCACUUCUAACUCAUUUGCUUUGAAAACGAGGGUUUCUUUCUCUCCCUCUCUCUCAUAUGAAUACUACCUCAGGUCCAUAGGCUAGAUCAUAAGUUCUCUAUUAUCUUUUAACUAUCAGUUUCAAUAUGGUGCCCCUCUCUUUGUAUAUUUUAUCCAAUUAGGUUUCGGUUUCCCCUUUUCUCUCUCUCUCUCUCUCUUAGAUUGUGACGUAGGGUUUUCUCUCUCUCACUUUUGUUUCAAGUUCUGGUUUUUAAGGCAUGAAUCCUCGAUAUGCAACUGGACCUGGAAAUGGGCGGUUUUCACAGCAAACUUAUGUUCAGAGAAUCCCUAAUUCACAAUCGCAGCAGCAAUUUCAGCAACAGGUUUGGAUGAGAAGAAAUGAGAGCAGUCCUAUUGAAGAUGGUAAUCAGAAUGAAGAGGAAAAGAGGGUCCAAUCUGAAGUUGUUGAUCCCAGUUCGCAAGAUUGGAAGGCACAAUUGAAAAUUCCUCCUGUUGACACCCGGUACAAGACAGAGGAUGUCACUGCUACCAAAGGAAAUGAGUUCGAAGACUACUUUCUUAAACGAGAACUGCUUAUGGGCAUUUAUGAGAAGGGUUUUGAAAGACCUUCUCCAAUUCAGGAGGAAAGCAUCCCAAUUGCUUUGACUGGCAGUGAUAUUCUCGCGAGAGCAAAGAAUGGAACUGGAAAGACCGCAGCAUUUUGCAUUCCUGCACUGGAAAAGAUUGACCAGAACAAAAAUGCAAUCCAAGUUAUCAUAUUAGUUCCAACCCGAGAGCUGGCACUUCAAACUUCACAAGUCUGCAAGGAGCUUGGGAAACAUCUAAAUAUUCAAGUCAUGGUAACAACUGGAGGAACUAGCUUGAAGGAUGACAUCAUGCGUUUGUAUCAACCGGUUCAUCUUCUUGUGGGAACACCCGGCAGAGUACUUGACCUUACAAAGAAGGGUGUUUGUGUCUUGAAAGAAUGCACAAUGCUUGUAAUGGAUGAGGCUGACAAGCUCUUGUCCCCUGAGUUUCAACCUUCAGUGGAACAGCUGAUUGGUUUCCUACCUCCAAAUCGACAAAUAUUAUUAUUUUCUGCGACUUUCCCAGUCACUGUCAAGGCAUUUAAAGAACGGUUUCUCCGAAGGCCUUACAUAAUCAAUCUCAUGGAUGAGCUGACGCUUAAGGGAAUAACACAGUACUAUGCUUUUGUAGAGGAACGACAGAAAGUCCAUUGCCUCAAUACACUUUUCUCCAAGCUUCAAAUAAACCAGUCCAUCAUUUUCUGCAACUCAGUUAACCGUGUAGAAUUGCUGGCUAAGAAAAUUACAGAGCUGGGUUACUCAUGCUUCUAUAUUCAUGCCAAGAUGCUCCAAUCUCAUCGUAAUCGUGUCUUCCAUGACUUUAGAAAUGGGGCCUGCAGGAACCUUGUAUGUUCUGAUCUGUUUACCCGGGGUAUCGACAUCCAGGCAGUUAAUGUGGUUAUCAACUUCGAUUUUCCAAAGAAUUCUGAAACUUACCUCCACAGAGUUGGGCGCUCUGGGCGUUUUGGUCAUCUUGGAUUGGCUGUAAAUUUAAUCACCUAUGAGGAUCGUUUUAAUCUGUAUAGGAUUGAGCAAGAACUUGGCACUGAAAUCAAGCAGAUCCCUCCCCAAAUUGAUCAAACUAUUUACUGCCGGUGAUACCUGAGAAGUGUGAGAAACAUCAUUAUCGACUAUUUAGCCAGAGCCCGUGGUUGCAAAUAUCUCUAAGGUGAUUAGUAACUGACCAGAUCUUCUUCUUCUUUACAAUUACUUGCGCACACCAAUCUGAUGAAGCUCAAAGAAUGCUUCUGUAAGAGUUUGUUCAUCUUUAUAUACCUAUAUAUUUACGUCAGCAAUCUAUGCAGUGCUUCUUUUAACCAGAAAUGGGAAAAGGAAAACCUAUAGGCCAGCCUCCCCUCUUUUUAGUUGUAGGUUUGCCGCCAAAAGUAUCAUACUGCUUUCAGAAUUGGCUUCGUUGUUUUUCAUAGUUUGAUACUGUGUGCUGAAAAUAAUGCUGGUGAUAAUUGACCUUUAAUGUUGAUGAUAAUCGUAUACCAUCUAAUAUUUGAUGC